Messenger RNA from Porites evermanni, 1278 nucleotides. The record is from the annotation of a GenBank genome assembly. NCBI's taxonomy places the organism in Eukaryota, Metazoa, Cnidaria, Anthozoa, Scleractinia, Poritidae.
AUGGAAAAUCCUUAUGAGAUAAAAAAAAGCCCCAACAAGUCAAAUGUCACAUAUUCUGUUGAGUACAUGCCUAAAGAUAGUGACCAUGAAUUGUACUUUGGAUGGCUUGUUGAUGAACUGAUCAAGAUACAAUCAUUGUGUGAAAGAACUAUUAUUUACUGUCAAACAAUUAAGCAGAGUGGUAUUAUUUAUGCAACCAUAAAGGGUAUGCUUGGAAAGCACAUGUAUGUUAUAGAUGCCAAUGAUUCAAAAUAUGUCCUAGUUGAAAUGCUACAUUCUUGCACACCUGCAGCCAAUAAGCAACAAAUCCUCCACUCUUUUCAAACAGAACAUGGAAAAAUUCGUGUACUCAUUGCCACAAUUGCCUUUGGUAUGGGAGUAGAUUGCAAAGGAGUACACAGAAUUGUUCACUAUGGGCCAUCAAAAAAUGUUGAAGCUUAUGUUCAGGAGACAGGGCGUGCUGGCAGAGAUGGGAGGCAAAGUCAUGCAUACAUUUUGUAUCAUGGAAUUUUAUUACAUCAUGUUGAGGGAGACAUCAAAUCUGUUCUUAAAACUGAGGGGUGCAGGCAAAAGGCUCUAUUUCAACAUUUUGAAACUGUUUUAGAGCAGUUUCAUAAACCACAUCUUUGCUGUGAUAAUUGUGCUUCAACAUGCGAAUGUGGGGAAUCUGACUGUAACCAGCAUGCUGCAUUUCCAAAAAGUGAAGACCUCCAAGCAGUAUUCCACUCCUCAAGGGAGAGAGAGGUGACUGCAGAAAAGAAGAAAGCAGUUGAAGUAAACUUGAUUAAGUACCAUAAGUUGCUGGUCAUGAAACUGUUCAAUACUGCAGCCAAUGGAAAUAUCAAAACUCUGACUAAUUUACAGUUUAUGGUGGGUUUUUCUGAACAUCAGAUAUCUCAAGUCCUUAAAAACUUAGAAAGGAUCUUUACAUUCUCCGACAUUCUCAAUGUGGUUGAAAUAUGGGACAGAUGGCAUGCAGAAAAAAUCCUUUCAGUUAUCGCUGAUGUUUUUAAAGAUAUUGAAAAUGCAGUACAUGUAAAUACCGGUAGCCUGUAUACGGAGGAGGGUGGUGACCAGUAUGACUUUGAUGAUGAGUUCAUGGAUGAGUGGAAUGAGCUGCUUCAAGAUGAUGAACUAUUUGACAUGAUAAUUGAAAAUAUGUCAUUGUCAAAACUGCAGUCUUCACUUAUUGAGGAAGAGAUAAAUGCUUCAAGCGACAUGUUAGAAGAUGGAGUGCCAAGAGCUGUAUUGGACACCAUUGAGUCGAUGAACAUUAAU